Messenger RNA from Aphis gossypii (cotton aphid), 2035 nucleotides. RefSeq names its product actin-related protein 6 (gene Arp6). The record is from RefSeq and is a predicted model, not a curated record. The coding region runs from base 480 to 1676 and encodes 398 amino acids. The transcript has 6 exons. NCBI's taxonomy places the organism in Eukaryota, Metazoa, Arthropoda, Insecta, Hemiptera, Aphididae. Gene Ontology annotation, cellular component: Swr1 complex. Gene Ontology annotation, molecular function: nucleosome binding.
UUUCCACCCCGUGUGGUAUAUAUUACAUUACCAUCGCGCGCACUCCGUAUAGACUUUUCGGUUAGACGUUUCUAAUAAACAUGAAGUAUUUAAUAAUUUCAAUAUAUAUCGUGAUGUUUUAUUGUAAGGUUUUAUUUUCCUAGUAAUUAUCAUUACACAUCAAAGUAAUGUUAAUUACAAAAACAAUAGUAUUAUUGAUUUAUACGUGUUUUCGCGCGGUCUUGUAGAUAUAUUUUUUUCUCCACUGUUUGAGAACCAAUUGCGGAACGACGCGCACUUUGAGUACUGACGACAACAACAACAAUACUACUUGCCGUUAUCACUCACAUCCCGCGUGAUUCACCUAAAACAGUGAUAACGUGACCGUGAUCAUCAUUUGCCGCUGUUGGCUGUUACCAACGGGGUGACUUCUUGAAGUAGAACAGUAAUUGGGCAGCGUCGUUGACGACGGUUUUUUUUUUAUUUCAAUUUCAUCCGCCAUGUCCACUAAAAGUUACAUUUUAGACAACGGUGCGUACACGGCCAAGGUCGGUCACACGGACGACGAUGCACCCAAGGUCAUACCCAAUUACAUUAUGAAAGCUAAAAGCGAACGGCGGAGGACAUUUAUCGGAGAUCAACUUUCUGAGUGCCGAGACAAAUCUGGAUUGUAUUUUAUGUUGGGUUUUCAAAAGGGUUACUUAUUAAACUGGGAUAUUCAGAAAACAGUGUGGGAUUAUAUAUUUAGUAAAGAUUGUUGCAAAGCCAACUUUUUUGAAAUGCCACUAAUUGUAACUGAACCAUACUUCAAUUUUAGUUCUAUUCAAGAAGGAAUGUCAGAAAUAUUUUUUGAAGAAUAUGAGUUUCAAGCUUUACUUCGAACUAAUGCUGGAAAUCUAUCUUGUUACCAUUAUCACCACGAUAAACCAUCCGCAAAAUGCUGCUUGGUUGUUGAAUCCGGCUAUAGUUUUACACAUAUUGUUCCUUACAUUUUACAAAAGAAAUUCAAGCCUGGAAUAUUACGUGUCAAUGUUGGUGGCAAAAUUCUUACUAAUCAUUUAAAAGAAGUGAUAUCAUACCGACAGUUACAUGUCAUGGAAGAAACAUAUGUGAUGAAUCAGUGCAAAGAAGAUUUGUGUUUCAUGUCUACUGAUUUUGAUCGAGAUCUUAAAAUUGCGAAAACGAAAUGGCCUAAAAAUACUAUUGUCAGAGACUAUAUUUUACCAGAUUAUACAACUGUAAAUAGAGGACUUAUAAGAACAUUAGACGAGACUUCUGUGAGCAGAACUAUAGAUAAAGAUCAGCAAGUUUUACGAAUGAACAAUGAACGUUUUACAAUACCAGAAAUAUUAUUCCAUCCAAAUGAUAUUGGGAUACCACAAAUGGGCAUAUCAGAAGCAAUUGUUCACAGUAUUAACUUGUGUCCAGAAGAGACUAGACCUCAUCUAUACAACAACAUCAUUGUUACUGGUGGUAAUGGUUGUUUUCCUGGUUUUGAAGAACGUCUUACUAAAGAAGUGCGGGCUCUUGCUCCUGAUGAAUUUGAUGUUUCAGUGACUGUUCCUGAAAAUCCAAUUACAUAUGCUUGGCAUGGAGGAAAUUUACUGAGUAAAGAUCCUGAUUUUUUUUCGCUUGUGGUGACUAAAGAAGAAUAUGAUGAAGAAGGAUUUUCUGCAUGUCAUCGAUUUGACGUUUAAUAACAAAAGACUGAAAAUAGAAAACAUUAGUGAUUAUUUAUUAAUUAUAAAUAUUACGAAUUUAGUUUAAUUUUGUAUGAAACAAAAUGUAUGUAAAUACUAAAUACUAAUAAAAUUAUAUUUUAUGUACGUAUUUUAAAGUAAAACUUCUUGAACAGUGAAUCACUUUAUGACUAUGUUAAAUACUAUUUUCAUAGUUAGAACUUUUAAAAUCUGUUGUUUAUUUCUCAAGUAUUUUUUUUUUAUAAUUUUUUAUAUUGAUUUAAUAUUUCUUCUAAUUGUAUUUAUAAAAAGAAUGUAUGAAAAAUAACUAAUUAUUAUAAUAUUAUCGCUAUCUUAUACUUUGAAUAUUGAUUAAA